This is a messenger RNA of Delphinapterus leucas (beluga whale), 4819 nucleotides long. The record is from RefSeq and is a predicted model, not a curated record. NCBI's taxonomy places the organism in Eukaryota, Metazoa, Chordata, Mammalia, Artiodactyla, Monodontidae.
UCAAAGCUCCUCUAAACUUUCAUUUCCUCAAUUUUAAAAUGAGGGUCUCUUGCAAGGAACGAAUGAAGUAAUAAGGCACUCAGCACACUGAUUCCUUGGCAGAUUUUGCAGGGGACAUCUACUCUUUGCGGCCCAGGGCUAGCUGCUGGGGAUAAAAGAGUGAGUGACACACAGCUACUGCCCCCGGUUUGCUCACAGCUAGAGGAGGAGAAAGACAAGGAGCCCAGCAGCAUCAGGACAGGAGAAGUCCUCUGUCCCUUGCAGCUGUUCAUUACGUUGCACUGCGCGGGGUUUGGCGUAUCACAAAAGUCUGGUAUGGUGUGUAGGUGAGGGGACAGACCCACAGUCAUGAAGUGACUGCCCGAGUCGCCACAUCAGGUGGUGCUGGGCUGUGUCCAGGGCACGGGAUUUCUGACUCCUUCUCUAGCAAUGCUUUUCCCAGGAGAGCACAUUGCCUCACUCUUGGUUUCCCAACUUGUUUACCCUAAAAGAACAACUUCACCACUUUGGACUUGAUAAAAGGAAAAAAAGAGUUUCUUCCAACUUUUGCUCUAUAUAUAAUCUGGGCAUGUGAGUGACUCCUUCAGUACUUGGAGUUAGUGUGGUAAUCAUUGUCACAUUGUAAUCUCAUCAAGAUCCUGAAUGUUUUUGUUACCUGAAAACUUCCUUCUGUGAGAUCUUCAACAGCUCAUCUAUUUCCUGUUAAAUCAGGUAAAACAAAGCCUAUACUUCCAUCCGAGAGUCUUGGAAGAUACUCCAACAUCUUCAACUUUGUUUAAGGUCCUACAGGUAUGGAUCUCUGGCAGCUGCUGUUGACCUUGGCAGUGGCAGGCUCAAGUGAUGCUUUUUCUGGGAGUCAAGCCACACCAGCUAUCCUUGUCAGAGCAUCUCAGAGUCUGCAGAGAGUUCAUCCAGGCCUAGAGACAAAUUCUUCCGGGAAGCCUAAAUUCACCAAGUGCCGUUCACCUGAACUAGAGACUUUUUCAUGCCACUGGACAGAUGGGGUUCAUCACGGUUUACAGAGCCCAGGAUCCAUACAGCUGUUCUAUAUCAGAAGGAGCACUCAAGAAUGGACUCAAGAAUGGAAAGAAUGCCCCGAUUAUGUCUCUGCUGGAGAAAACAGCUGUUACUUUAAUUCAUCUUAUACCUCCAUUUGGAUCCCCUACUGUAUCAAGCUAACUAGCAAUGGUGAUACUGUGGAUCAAAAGUGUUUCUCUGUUGAGGAAAUAGUGCAACCAGAUCCACCCAUUGGCCUCAACUGGACUUUACUGAACAUCAGCUUAACAGGGAUUCAUGCAGAUAUCCAAGUGAGAUGGGAACCACCACCAAAUGCAGAUGUUCAGAAGGGAUGGAUAGUCCUGGAGUAUGAACUGCAAUACAAAGAAGUAAAUGAGACCCAGUGGAAAAUGAUGGACCCUGUAUUGUCAACAUCAGUUCCAGUGUACUCAUUGAGACUGGAUAAAGAGUAUGAAGUGCGUGUGAGAUCCAGACAACGAAACUCUGAAAAAUAUGGCGAGUUCAGUGAGGUGCUCUUUGUAACACUUCCUCAGAUGAGACCAUUUGCAUGUGAAGAAGAUUUCCGGUUUCCAUGGUUCUUAUUUAUUAUCUUUGGAAUAUUUGGACUAACGGUGACAUUAUUCUUAUUCAUAUUUUCUAAACAACAAAGGAUUAAGAUGUUGAUUCUACCCCCAGUUCCAGUUCCAAAGAUUAAAGGAAUUGAUCCAGAUCUCCUCAAGGAAGGAAAAUUAGAAGAGGUGAACACAAUCUUAGCCAUUCAUGACAACUAUAAACACGAAUUCUACAAUGAUGACUCUUGGGUUGAAUUUAUUGAGCUAGAUAUUGAUGACCCCGAUGAAAAGACUGAAGGAUCAGACACAGACAGACUUCUAAGCAAUGACCAUGAAAAAUCACUUAAUAUCCUUGGGGCAAAGGAUGACGACUCUGGACGUACCAGCUGUUAUGAACCUGACAUUCUGGAGACUGAUUUCAAUGCCAAUGACAUGUGUGAUGGUACCUCAGAGGUUGCUCAGCCACAAAGGUUGAAAGGGGAAGCAGAUCGCUUGUGCCUUGACCAGAAGAAUCUAGAUAACUCACCUUCGAAUGAUGCUACCCCUGCUAGCCAGCAGCCCAGUGUUAUCCUAGGAGAGGAAAACAAACCAAGAUCACUUCUUAUUGCCAAAACUGAGUCAACUCAUCAAGCUGGCCAUACACAGCAACAGCUCAGCAAUCCAAAUUCAUUGGCAAACAUCGACUUUUAUGCCCAGGUAAGUGACAUUACACCAGCAGGGAGUGUGGUCCUUUCCCCAGGCCAAAAGAAUAAGGCUGGGAUCUCCCAGUGUGACAUGCAUCCAGAAGUCGUCUCACCCUGCCAAGCAAACUUCAUCAUGGACAACGCCUACUUCUGUGAGGCAGAUGCUAAAAAGUGCAUCGCCCUGGCCCCUCAUGUCGAGGUUGAAUCACAUGUAGAGCCAAGCUUUAACCAGGAAGACAUUUACAUCACCACGGAAAGCCUUACCACUACUGCUGGGAGGUCUGGGACAGCAGAACGUGUUCCAAGUUCUGAGUUGCCUGUCCCAGACUAUACCUCCAUUCAUAUAGUACAAUCUCCACAGGGCCUCGUACUCAAUGCAACUGCCCUGCCCUUGCCUGACAAAGAGUUUCUCUCAUCAUGUGGCUACGUGAGCACAGACCAACUGAACAAAAUCAUGCCGUAGCUUUUCUUCGAUUUCCCAUGAGCUACAUAUUUAAUGAGUUACCUAUUUACUCUAGCAAAGAGUUGGCUAGGGCAUGAAUGCUUAAACCAAAACAAUGUUUAAACAUUUUUUGGAGGGGGGUGGGAGUUGAGGGUGGGGGAUACAGAUUCUAAAUGGCUUUUCCUGAGAUGUUGAAACAUGAUAUUAAAGAAAAAGAAGAAGAACCCUUCAUCAGAUAGAUAUUCUUGUGAAUUGUAAAUAUUUUAAAGAAUUGUCUCAAAGACUGUUUAGUGGCAGUGAUUGUCUUGUUAUUGUGGGUGUUAAUUUUGUGCUACUAAGCAUUGAAUGGCUAUGUUUUUUAAUCUAUAGUUAAUCAUGCUUUUUGAAAAAGCGAAAAAUCAGGUGGCUUUUGCAGUUCAGGACGAUUGAAUGCAAAUCAUAGCACAGGCUAAUUUUUUUUUAAUAAUUGGGAACUAAAAGUUUAGGUAAGAAGAGAAGAAAUAGUUUGGAUAUGUAAAACAUUUAUUUUGACAUAAAAUGGAUAAAGGUAUUUUUAAUAAUUUACACUUUAAGCAUGGCUAUUUUCUAUUACACUAUACACGGUGUACUGUAGCUCAUGCCGACCCAUCUAAAGAAUGUAGUAACUGCAGUCUAAAGCUGGUUUAAUGCUUUGGUCAACGCACCUGAAGAAAAACUAGUUUUUUACAGGGCCCUUUUUAUACCUCCUAAAACUCUUUAAAUGAUUCUAAAAUGAUUGUAGUUAGCUGCAUUAUUGGAAUGUGUUCAUCUUAUCUGAAUUUGUAAACAGAUAUUUGUUAAUUUAGAAAACUUUAAAAUGUUUGCACAGAUCAACUUAUCAUGAACCAAAAAAACCAAAAAACCCCACAACACAAAUGAACAAAAAGGCUUUUCUUACCCAAGUUUUGGUUCAUGUCAGAGCACUGCAUACUAAGAGAAUAGAAAUCAUAGCUGGUUCCUAUUGACCCAGAAUGCUUAAUCACUGCAGUGCACAGGGAAGGAGUUUCUUAGUGCACUCAGAUCUUGAGAGUCAAGCCUUAGAACCUCGGCCACAGUGUCUCUUAGUUCAUAUUUACCUAAGGAAGGAAUAGGUACAAGAAGCAUUUUGUAAGUUGAAGCUGGUCGAAGUGAAGUUAACCAGAUCAUGGAAUAAAAGUUCAAGAAAAAGCUUUUUCUUUCACAGCCUAUAGCCAGACACAUACUCAUUAUUCAUGGUAGCAAAAAAAGAGAAAAAACAAGAUUUUAAAUCCCCAAGAUAAUUAAAAAAUUUAUUUAAACCCAUAGCAGAAACUUUCUUCCUUACCAAAUCUUUUAUAGGAUUUACUUAAUAAAAGAAGUUUCAUCAUUUUUUACUUCCCCUCUAAGUGGAUUGGCCUUAAAGCGGGUAGUCAGAAGAAAAAGAAGCAGCCUGAGUAAAUUAUAAGUUAUUGUUCAAUAUCUUAAUAACCUAAACAUCAUUCAUAGGAGCACUGGGAUUGCUCCUCAAAAGGUUUGUCAAAAAGAGAAGACUCAUCUCACUCAAGAAUGCUUCUCACUUAAGUAUUUUUUAAAGGUUAAUAAAACUUUAAAGUUAGCUUUAACUUAAAUAGUAUUUGCCAUACCUUUUUAGGAAACAAGCUUAAUGGUUGGCAAUUUUAAAUUCCCUCUUUCUUGCAGGAAGGACAGUGAAAAGCUAGAAUUGGGUGUUUAAAGUUCAACAUGUUACUUUGUAAUAGAUGUUUAAUAGAUUUUCUGCUACCUUGCUGCUACGGUUUUCUCUAAGAGCUACAUAAUUUAGUUUCAUAGACAGUUUCAUCAAUGUAGAACCUAAUUCAACUUAAAACUGUGUGUUUGGGAAAGCUAUCUUACUAUUUUACAAUAGGCUGACAUUUCUAUAGCCAAAAAUAGCUAAAUACCUCAAUCGGUCUCCGAAUGUCAUUUUGGUACUUUGCUGGCCACACAAGCCAUUAUUCACUAGUAUGACUAGUUGUGUCCUGCAGUUUAUAUUUAACUUUCUUUAUGUCUGUGGAUUUUUUCCUUCAAAGUUUAAUAAAUUUAUUUUCUUGGAUUUGUGAUGGUGUGCUUCUAUUGUCAAACACCCACAGGAAAAGCAUCCUAAAUCAGACUGC